CUUCGUCUUCCCCUUCUCGCUGUGUUUGCUUGUCUGGAGCUUCGUGUGUCGAUCACAAUCCUCACAACCUUCUCUUUCGCACUGUUCAUUCUCAUCCUACUAUCUGCGAGCUGAAUUUCCUUAUCCCUUUCAACGAAUUCGAACAAAAGUAUCUCAAAUUCGUCAAUUCUUAAACUCUAGGGUGAUUUUGGAGCAUCAUCAAAUGCAUCUUCAAGCUCAAAUUCUCACCAAUCAGUUUGUACCUUCCAUUGUUCCUUUAAAAUCAACUUCGAAAUCCCCAUUCGCUCACCCAAAGGGAUGCCGUUUCCGUGAAGUUUCGUAUCGGGCUCUGAAAUGUUCUGUUGCGACGAUUUCCGAGUCGGCCCCGACGGAACUGCGGAAUGUGAAGCCGUUUCCGGCUGAGGUUUCGAGGACGAUCAUGGAAUUGUCUUCUGUUGGAACGCUUUCUUCUUUGAGCCAAGAGGGAUGGCCUCUUGGUGUUGGCGUUCGUUUCGCUGUUGACCAAGAUGGUACGCCUCUUUUGAGCUUGAAUGAAUCUUUGCCGGAGUUCUCUAUCGAUGGGAGGUCCAGCCUCCAUGUUCAGUUGGAGCAGUGUGGAUUGCGGACUCCUCAGUGUACAAUUCAAGGAAGUAUUGGCAAACCAGACAAUAAAAUGGCUUUGAAGCGGCUUCAUACUACAUGGAGAAAGAGAUUUGGAGAAGACAUUAACGAAGAUCUUCUAUAUAUUGUUGCUGUGGAGAGGGUACUUCAGAUAGAUGACUUUGGGGAGGUUGGUGUUUGGGUAAACUCUUCAGAUUAUAUAACUGCAAGCCCAGAUCCUCUUCGAAAUUGUGCUGAAAAGCUAGUGGACGACAUAAACACAAACAACUCCGAAGAUGUUAAUCGAUUUUGCAACAUAUAUGCUGAUUUGAACUUACAGGCUAGAGGAAAGGAAACCACGCCUAAUAGAACCAACGUCAUCUGUUCCACCCGUCCCCUCUAAUAGAGUUGACCCCCUCUUCAAUCACAUCAAACUGCAGCUCAGCAACUUCUGAUUUCUAUAAUUUUGCAUCUCAAUACAUUAGCUCUAUAUCUUGAAACCUGACAUUCUUAUAAGCUGAUAACUUUUUGUAUAAUAUGGAUACAAUCCGAACCUUGAAGUAAAACAAAUCAGACUUUAUAAAUCGACUUGCUCAGUUUUGUCGAAUAUCGUUUUCGAGGAAUCUUUAUUGGUGAAUGUUGAAAUGAUGGAGUAUAUGUUUGAAUCUACUGUGGGAUAGAACUUAGAAGUUGGAUUUGAACAUUGCUUCAUUUCUGAGGCGUAAAAGGGUUUUUAUGAUGUAUUAAAAACUUAAAAUGAUACAUUUAUUGAGACUCUUUUCGUGGUCA
This is a messenger RNA of Cucumis sativus (cucumber), 1368 nucleotides long. RefSeq names its product glutamyl-tRNA reductase-binding protein, chloroplastic. The transcript is spliced from 5 exons. Gene Ontology annotation, cellular component: chloroplast. The coding region runs from base 203 to 982 and encodes 259 amino acids. The record is from RefSeq and is a predicted model, not a curated record. NCBI's taxonomy places the organism in Eukaryota, Viridiplantae, Streptophyta, Magnoliopsida, Cucurbitales, Cucurbitaceae.